AUGGUGACUCUCUGACCCUAUGUGUGCAGAGUAGAACUGCUCUAUAGGGUUUCUAAGGCUGUGACCUUUCAGAAGCAGAUUGCCAGGCCUGUCUUCCAAGACACUUCUCGAUUUCCUUAUUCUGGACUUUCAUAUGAAUGGAUGUGAUCUUUUGUGACUGACUCCUGUCACUUAGCAAAAUGUUAUCAAGGUUCAUCCAUGCUGUAACAUGUAUCAGAACUCCAUUCCUUUUUUAUGACUGAAUAAUAUUCUAAGCUGUGGCUAAGUGAGAGAUAAACACAAAAGCUAAGAAGAGACAGUAUAAGGUGCCGUCGAGUUGGUCCUGACUCAUAGUGACCCUGUGUAUAACAGAAUGAAACACUGCCUGGUCCUGCACCAUCCUCAUGAUUGCUACACUUGAGUCCAUCAUUGUAGCCGCUGUGUCAGUUCAUCCUGUUGAGGGCCUUCUUCUUUUUUGCUGACCCUCCGCUUUACCAAGGAUGAUGUCCUUCUCCAGGAACUUGUCUCUUCUGAUAACAUGUCCACAGUAUGUGAGAUGAAGUCUCACCAUCCUCGCUUCUAAGGAGCAUUCUGGCUGUACUUUUUCCAAGACAGAUUUGUUCAUUCUUUUGGCCAUCGAUGGUAUAUCCAAUAUUCUUUGCCAGCACAGCAACUCAAAUAGAAGGAUAUAAAUUUUUUUUUUCCUGGAGAAAAAGGUAAUGAGGCAUUCUGGAAGGAGAAAUAGCAAGGACAAGAUGAUGGAAAUGGACAAUUUCCAAGUCACUCAGAAAUUUGUAGAUGAUAACACUGGAUAUCUGUAGGUUUGUUAAACUCUUUUUGAUGAUAAUGUUUAUUGUAAUCUUAUCUGCUACAUUCCAAAAAUGUUAAUGAUGUUCAAAUGUAAUUUAAUUAAAUAGAAAUGAUUAAAAAAGGAAAUACAGUAUUAAUCAUAGAAUUUAGAUGAGACAAUUGAACUGUCAAAAUGUUGUAAAAUUUAUAGGCUUCACACUUCUCAGAUAAUUUCCUGAGACUAGUCAGUAAGUGAGUGUCCCUAUGAAUUUUUGUUGGACACACAUGGAAAUUCUGCAGAUGAUCACCAUGUAUGCUCUGUAGACUGUUGUACCACCAUCAUCACAUUUGCUCAAUAUGUUCAGGAGGCAAACUUUGAAGAAGUGGAAAUGCUGGUAAAAGAGAUGAUGGAAAUCAGAAAUAAAUGCAUAACUGACAUGACACUUCCCGAAUGUGCAAAAUUAGUUGAUGAUGUUCUACAGGAAAGUAUACGUACUAUGAAGGGGCUGCCACAAAAAUACAAUUUUUCACACUGCUGCGGUAAGAAGGACUUUGAAAGAAGACGUUGUUUCCUCUAUAACAAGAAAGCCGAUGUAGGGUUUCUCCCUCCUUUCCCAACAGUGGAUCCUGAAAAGCAAUGCCAGGAUUAUAAACAGAAGAAAGACCUUGUUCUAAACAAUUAUCUUUUUGAAGUUGCCAGAAGGAAUCCCUUUGUCUUUUACCCUAUACUUCUAACUGUUGCUGCCCGUUUUGAGGAAGUGGCUAAAACAUGUUGUAAGGAACAAGACAUAGCCAGCUGCUUUCGAACAUGAGUGGGUAUUGCAUUUAUGUUGUUAAAGGACAAAGAGUCCCCAACAUCACAAUCCUCAGUUAAUAUUGAAUCAUAACAAAGGGGUUGCUUACCACUUAUGACAUUCUCUUGCCACUUACACUGGUUUUCAACCCACUGGUCUCCAGUUAAUGAUCUAAAUGUUCUCAUGAACAGGGACUGUUUAAAGACUGUCUCUCUUCUGGCUUUGUCUUCCUUGUAAACUGGAAGAUACCUUAGUAGGUGAAUAGCCAGGAAAAGAUGACCAUUUUACCUUGUAUCCUAGUAAGUCGCCUUUUAGCUUCACGUAAAAUGGAAUUACCCUAGAAGAGAUGGCCAAGCUUAUAGCAGAGUGCCCCAUGAGAUAAACACCAUGCACCUUCCCAUGAAGUAUAAUUCAGUCAUCAGAAAGACUGACCCACUCUUUACAAUGUGCCACAAAUUCACAUUUUUUUAAUACAUAAAUUUACUAAGAUAAAAAUCUCAUAGAUUUUCUGUUUCUGAGCAACUAUAUCAGGAUAGUUUGAUAUGUAGUUUUUUUAAAAAAUAAGAUAACAGUAGGGUUUCGCUUUUGCUUCAACAGAAAUUUUCUU
Molecule: messenger RNA, 2169 nt
Organism: Loxodonta africana (African savanna elephant)
Lineage: Eukaryota; Metazoa; Chordata; Mammalia; Proboscidea; Elephantidae
Product: afamin
Biological process (GO): protein transport within extracellular region; vitamin transport
Cellular component (GO): blood microparticle; cytoplasm
Molecular function (GO): vitamin E binding
Source: RefSeq, a predicted model, not a curated record